AUGACACCGUGGCAUAUUAUUUCGACUCUCCUGCCCUCACUUGUGUUUCGUCUGGUGCUGGAGAGGAGAGUCAUGUUGGCUCUGGGUGAAAACUUUUUUCUGAUUGCUUUCACGCAGUUUGCAGAGCGCUCUUGGGUAACAGUUCUAAUUGUUGCCGCAAUCUUUGUCACAUUCGCUUUCUUGCAAACUCAAUUAGAGUAUCGUGAUUCGGUGCAGGACAUACAUUCGAACGCAGCCCAACGUGGCUGCCCUGCGCAUAUCACUCGUCACGAAAACGAAGAUUCAAACUACUGCAUACCCCGACAAGCUCCGAUUCCGAAGAGCAAUGGCGAGCCCCGGACCGCGAAGUCUUUUCACGGUAGGGUCACGAUGUUUCCGUGCGAUCUUCGUCACCUGCGCCGGUCCGGCUUCAAAGACGACUAUCACCAUUCGUAUCUUUACGUUGGGUAUCCAGUCGGCCUGCGUGCCAGCUAUAGCCCCUUGGUCGCAGUGGAGGAGCCACCUUUUCGACCUCGGUCCUUGCUGCCGAUCAAAAAAGCAUGGUUCAGUAUCAGACCCGAGGAUCACGCCUUCAACGGUGACGCAAACCUGUCGAUGGCUCAAAAGUUAGAAGAGUUUCUCUUAUCUGAGGGAGAGGAUCCUGCUGAGUGGCCGUAUGCGUACAUUUUAGCACCCCCUAGUGUUACAUGGCAACUGAAUAACCCGCUCUCGUUCUGGUACCUGUACAACAACAGAAAGGAGCUCACUGCAAUGAUUGUACAGCUUCAGACGUCAUAUGGCGAGCGCAGGAUGUGGCUCACGCGGAAUUGCCGAACUGACGCGCCCGGGAAUGGCCCCUACUGUUUUCAAGGAAAAUUCGACAAGGAUCUACAGGUCUCGCCCUUCACCCCCCUCACAGCGAGCUAUGUCAUUGAUUCGUCUGAUCCGUGCGCAGCUCCGCUGGACAAGCUCAAGCUCAUGGUCACAUUGAAAAGAGGAAGAGAAACGGUCAUAAAUGCUGUCGUCAACACUACCGGGCCGCCCCUUGACGCUGCCACUGCGAGUCUUGGCUCUUCUAUGCUCUUCCUCAUGAAGUGGUGGUGGGUCCCCAUGUGCAGCGUGGUGGUAUUCCGGAUUCUCUCUAAAGCUGCGAGGAUUUACCUGACGCAUAAUGAGAAAGAGCUUAACAUUCAGACAAGAGCAGAGCCUAUUACAACAGCUAUUGCGAAGUCUGCGCGACUUUCCGAGAGGUCGUUAGAAACAUACUUUUCCAGGAUCCUAUCCUCUUUGGUCCGCGGUCAGUCUCGUAUAAAGAGUGUGAAGUAUAUCACCUCAGGCGAGCACUGCGCGAGAACGCGUAUCAUACACUCGUAUCAACAACAUUCUCGCGAGAAAGGUCCACACUGUCCCGACGAAGAGGCAAAGAAGGAAGGGCUCGGACAGGUUGUCUUUAAAGUCAACACUCCAACCUUCUACGCCCGAUUCUUUCAUUAUAAGUCCCCGUUUGCAGCCAUGCAGAGUGAACUGCUUGAUGAUGAACGGAGCCGUACAGUGUGGUCGUCACAUCCGCAGGAAUUUGCCGCUCUGUUUCCGUGUGAUAUGGCGGGUGUCUGGUGUGAUCCUCUAGAUUGGCGUUGGAGGAUAAUAUCUAUGCUGCGGACUGCUCCCCCGAAGACCAAUUUUCCGCGUCGAACCCCGUACGAACCAUGCAGAGGGACAUCUUUGACCGACACCUUAGUUAUGCAACAAUGCUCCAGUGACCAAUUCCGCGAUUAUAGGCGAGCUUUAAUCCGAUUGUUCUUGGGGCACUGGAUAGGGGGUUUUCCGCUAGGUUUCAUUAAGGAGGGAGAUUUUGAACUGAUUGGGUUGAGCCGUGAUGCUAUCCUCGUUAUCUAUGAAGCAUUCCUCAAAGUUGGUCUUGUCUCGUUAGGUCUCUACCUUGCUGGAAGCAGCACGACCGAAGUGGCCAAUCCUACUGGUCUGCUUUCUGAAAUCCUAAGCUUGGCAGGGUUAAACAUUUGGGCAUGCUUGCGAUCUAUACUUUGA
Molecule: messenger RNA, 2025 nt
Organism: Penicillium hordei
Lineage: Eukaryota; Fungi; Ascomycota; Eurotiomycetes; Eurotiales; Aspergillaceae
Exons: 3
Coding region: 1-2025 (674 amino acids)
Source: RefSeq, a predicted model, not a curated record